AUGGUUCUAGUACCGGUCGAAGCGGCAAAAAAUACUCCCACCCCCACUGUGCCGACCGUGACUAAUAGUGUGAUCGAGGAAUUCACCAGGGAAAAUAUCCCUGAAAAUGUGACUGUGUAUCAAGUUCCAGCAUCAGCAGGGGCUGGUGGAGUGACGAAAGCCUUGAAGAACCUGACGCAUCAAGACGCUGCCCUAAAUGCCUAUGAAGUCAAGAACGCCACUGACUCAGUCAAGUAUUAUGGCAGACUCGUCGUGAGAAGUUGUCCCAAACAUCGCUAUGGUAUUGGCUGUGCUCAGUGGUGCCCGGACUGCCUCAACACAGGCGAAUGUCACCCUCGCUCCGGAGGCUGUGUCUGUGCCCCUGGCACCCAUGGCAACCGUUGCCAGGACUACUGCGGCAGGGGCCGCUACGGCGACGACUGCAGUAAGAACUGCUCUGCUGAGCUCCGGGGCAGGGAACGAGCUGACCUUCCCAUAUGCGACGGGCUGACCGUCUGCACCCACGACCUGCAAGGCUGCUCCUGUCUUCCUGGAUUCAUGAGACCUUACUGCAACAUAGUUUGUCCGGACGGGUGGUACGGGCCAAGCUGCGCCCUGCGCUGCAACUACUGCGUGGAUCGCAACUGUUCUCGUGAUGACGGCCGCUGCCUCAUAGGCUGCCGCGACCCUGCGCUCUGCACUCACG
Messenger RNA from Hyalella azteca, 685 nucleotides. Its product is annotated as multiple epidermal growth factor-like domains protein 10. The annotation marks the transcript as partial. The transcript has 5 exons. NCBI's taxonomy places the organism in Eukaryota, Metazoa, Arthropoda, Malacostraca, Amphipoda, Hyalellidae. The record is from RefSeq and is a predicted model, not a curated record. Gene Ontology annotation, molecular function: scavenger receptor activity.